This is a messenger RNA of Aspergillus melleus, 600 nucleotides long. RefSeq lists its product as uncharacterized. Lineage: Eukaryota; Fungi; Ascomycota; Eurotiomycetes; Eurotiales; Aspergillaceae. Gene Ontology annotation, molecular function: acyltransferase activity, transferring groups other than amino-acyl groups. Bases 1 to 600 code for a protein of 199 amino acids. The transcript is spliced from 2 exons. The record is from RefSeq and is a predicted model, not a curated record.
AUGACAUCCACACUAAAACUCCAACCCGUCACGCUCGACGACAUCCCGUCCCUAACCGAUCUCUUCUAUGAUGCUUUCGGCAUCCCUGAAAACCUGCAAAUGUUUCCCGACACACCCGGCGUCCGAAAAUGGUGGACCGAAGCCAACCGCACCUGGCUCCUUGAAAAGCCCGACUCGCGAAUGCUCAAAGUCGUCGACACGCGGCACCCGGGUCGCAUAGUCGCGUACGCGAAAUGGAACCUUGCGGCGCACAAGUACGAACCGCGAUUUCCGCCGUGGCAUGAAGAGUCCGAUCGCGAGUUGUGUGGUAAAUUGUUCGGGAUUACACAGGAGCAUCGCGAGAAGGUGCUGGGGGAAAGGGAGCAUUAUUAUUUGGAUCUUAUCAUCACGGCUCCGGAAUAUCGACGACAAGGCGCUGCAUCGCUUCUGGUCCAAUGGGGAUGUGACCUGGCGGAUCAGAAUGGGGUCGUUGCUUACUUGGAUGCGUAUGAGCCUGCUGCUCCACUGUAUUACAAGCAUGGGUUCGAAAAUCAGGUUGACCCGCCGUUGAACUUGGAGUCGAACCUGCCGAUGAUUCGUGAGCCCCGUUUGAAAUAUUAG